This is a messenger RNA of Lycium barbarum (goji berry), 867 nucleotides long. RefSeq lists its product as uncharacterized. The record is from RefSeq and is a predicted model, not a curated record. NCBI's taxonomy places the organism in Eukaryota, Viridiplantae, Streptophyta, Magnoliopsida, Solanales, Solanaceae. Bases 1 to 639 code for a protein of 212 amino acids. The transcript has 5 exons.
AUGCUUCGUAAUAAAAGCGAAGCAUUAGAAGCCUUUAAAGUUUUCAAGGCUGAAGCAGAGAAACAAUGCGGAAAGCAAAUUAAGAUUGUGAAGACUCAUAGAGGUGAAAAAGGAAUUCGCGAACCUGUCAAUGGAGAUGAAGCUUACUGCUGGGCCAAAAAAAAGCAGGCUUGGGAAGCGGCAUCACAGGCUGUUAAGGACGAGGAGGCAAUUAAACAAAAGCUUUGUGAGGAUUUGAAUAGCCUGGUUCUGGAAAGUAGCAACAGUCAGCUAGCUAGAUUGGAGGAAUUGAAAAGACGGCUGGAAGCUUUGAAUCCAAGUAGAGCAUCCACUGCCUCGGCCUCUGAUCAAAGUCCUGUGGGACCUGUACAAAGCAGCAUGACUCAAGAUGUUUCCUCAGUUAACGAUACACAAGAAUCGGUGAGCGGAUCAUCUGGAAAUACAUUGAAAGAAGGAAAUGCUAGAAGUAGUGCAGCAGAAAAUGGACAAAAACAAUUGCCUUCUCUUGAUGAAGCAAGAAGUAAGAAGAAAAUCAAUCUCCAGGGAAGAGGAAAGGGAAUUGGCAUAGUGCCUACAGGUAGAGGUUCAGCAGCACCUGGUUGGACUGGAGCUGGGUUUGAUGUUGAUGGUAGAAGUUGAUUAUUGAUAGCAGGUUUUCUCAAUGUUUUAAGUUCAUUGGAAUAAGAGACAUUGAUUUUCAAUGAGGUAGAUCGUCCGGUCCGAAUCAUUAGUAAAAUUCUUUACUCUCUUCUAUUAUACCAUGUAUGUGAAAUAUCGUUUCUGAAAUUCUAAUGACAUGUGAAUACGUUGAAUAUAUAGUUCCUGAAUCUUUCUUGUGUAAAUCGAUUUUAGUUUGCGUUAACCUAG